AUGAAGCGCGCGGCGCCGCCCACGCAGGAGGUGAAGUGGAGGAUGAAGAUGGCCUGCGAGACCGGGGACCUCCCAACCGUACGUGAGAUGAUUGAAUCUGGCACCAUUGACGUCAAUGAGCGCGAGAUUGAUGGCGACCAGGGUGCGGGAGCUACGGCCGUCAUCGAAGCGGCUUGCGGGCAGCACCUGGAGGUCGUGAAGUACUUGAUCCAACGCCGAGCCGAUCUCACCAUUGGAACACGCGACGACAACGCGACCUUAUACGACUAUGCCAGUCCCGAUAUCCUCGCCUUCCUGGCGGACACGGAGGCCCUGGCGCGCUGCCGGGCUGAGGGUGAGGCGUGGCUGUCGGCCAAGGAUGCGCAGCGGCGGGCCGAAGAGCGUGAGGCUGCCAAGCCCUACAUCGAGGAAGCCACACAGGAGCUGCGCCAGCAGCUGGCAGCCGCCCACAGAAGAAUCCAGCAGCUGGAGGAGGAAGUGGCACGGACGUCGCGGGACCCUUCCGAGCUUACCGGGGGCCACCGCUUUGCCAAGCAGGCGGUGAUGUACGCCCACAAGAUGAGAUACCGCAUCCGCCGCGUCUUUAAGCGCGAUCGCCGCAAGCUGUGGAUCAAGCGUGUCAGCAACAACUCCAAGCUGCAUGGCAUUCGGUACAAUGUCUUCAUCUGCCGGCUCAAGGAGAAGAACAUCAACAUCAACCGCAAGAUCUUGUCCCAGCUGGGCGUCUAUGACCGGGCGGUCUUCACAAACGUGCUCGAGACGGCCAUCCCCGAGUGGAAGCAGCUGAAGGAAGAGGUGGACAACAAGGGCAAGAAGAAGGAGUACAGCGUCAAGGAGCUGGACGACAUUGCCAUCCCGUACUUCGAGGCCACCGUUCCGGAGCUCUACACGGACCCCACGAUCCGCUUCAACCGGCAGGUAAAAGACUGGGGUGUGGAGUACACCAUUGACUUUGGCGAUGAGGAGGAGUGGCGUGACGUGCUGCCGAAGAUGCCCGAGCUGGCCAACUUCCAGUUGCCGGACCACAUGCUGACCAACAGCCGGCGCCAGCUCGAGGAGAUUCCGAUCGAAGACCGGAUGGUCGUCCCUGAUGAAGAGAAGAAUUCAGAGUAUAAGGUGUUUAUGGACAAGGUCCGCGCCAUGUGGGACGAAGAGGAAGAGAAGAAAGCCAAGGGUGAGGAGGUCCGUCCCAAGAAGGAGCCACUCAGCAACUCGGAAUUUAAAACGGCCCCACCCGGGCUCUCAUGCGGGGCUGCGAUGACCGUCGACACGGCCGCCACCAGCACCAUCUUCGACUUCGAUGAGCUUGAGAAGGCCUAUGCGAAGAUCGAUGUGGCCGCAGGCGCCGCCGUGGACUUGACGGACGAAGAGGCGCCCACCUGCGAUGGCCUGGAUGACCUGUCCGAGGUGUGGCCAGGCGACGUGCCCAGCUCGGAGGACGACCUCGCCGACCUCCCCGAGUUGGUUCCAGGUCCGGAGUACCGACCGGGCGUCUGGGAGGUAUGCGUCCUCCGAGUCAUCGUGCGGAGGGAGCCUGACGUGGACGCAGCCGUGCAGAGCUUGUGCCAUGAGAAGGAGCUCCUGUUCGAAGAGUUGGGAAGUCCCGAGAACGACGACUGGGUGCGUCUCGAACGUCAACGCGGGUACGUCCUGAAGGACGGCAGCAUAAAGGACCCGAAGCUGGGCCUUCUGGUGCGGCCGUUCCACCUCAAGGGCGUGCCCAGUGAUCAAAGCGAAAACGUGAUGUCCCUUCUGCGGACGGCGUGGCGCAACACACGGGAACAGAACGGUCUUCUGCGCCCGCCGCUUGUUGCGAAACUGCGCCGUGCGGAAGAGGAUGCGGUCUCCGCCGCCUUGUCGAAAGCUGCUUUUGACUUUGAUGCCUUUCAGACCGAGUACCAGCGAGGCGUGGACACGGUCCUCUCGGAGCAGGGCUUCCUGGCCCAGGCCCGGAUGCUGAUGCAGAGGGCCGUCGCUGUUGGGAACCAAAGCGCAGGUAAGCUGCGCUACGCCCCCAGCGAACGCACGAAGACUGGCAUGGACCAGGCGGCGGUGUCCGACCUGAUCGACGCCAUGCGCUCGCGGACGCUGCCCAGCCAGGAGGAUGCCAUCGCCACCGUGGCUGCAGCUGCACGGCUGCUGGGCGAGCAGCCAACACUGGUGAGGCUGCAGCUGCCAGCUGGAGCCACGGUGCACGUGGUGGGAGAUGUCCAUGGACAGUUCUGGGAUCUGCUGCACAUCUUGGAGCUCUGCGGCGACCCGUCCCCACAGAAUCACUACCUCUUCAAUGGCGACUUUGUGGACCGCGGCCAAUUUUCUGUAGAGGUGGCGCUGCUGCUGCUUGCGAUGAAGGUCGCGGCACCGAGCUGCGUGCACCUGAACCGGGGUAACCAUGAAGCGGUUCGGAUGAACGCGCUCUAUGGCUUCAUGCAGGAAACCGAGCAGAAGUACAGCAACGAAUUGUUUCGGAAGUUUGCGGAGGCCUUCAACAAUUUGCCUCUGGCAACUCUGGUCAACGACAGCGUUUUCGUGGUCCACGGCGGCCUCAGUUCGAAGGAGGGCGUACUCCUCUCCGAGAUCGCCCAGCUGGAUCGCAAGCGCGAGCCCGACGAAGUCGCCGACCAGCUGAUGCUGGACCUGCUGUGGUCGGAUCCGAUGGAAAGGGAUGGCUAUGCCCCAUCCCCCCGAGGCGGUGGCAUCCUCUUCGGACCCGAUGUGACUCAACGGUUUUGCGCGCAGAACGGCCUCUCGUGCGUCAUCCGAUCGCAUGAGAUGAAGUCGGAGGGGUACGAGUGGCAGAGGCUGGGGCGCUGCCUCACCGUCUUUUCCGCGCCGAACUACUGCGACAUGUGCGGGAAUCUGGGAGCAGUCUGCGACAUCCAGGUAAAGCCUGGACGGAAGCGCAUCAUGGUCGACGAUCUCGACGUCCGCACCUUCGAGUGCUCGCCACACCCGGAGGAGCCGCACAUGGCCAACCUCAUGUUUCGGCCGUUCUGCUGA
Messenger RNA from Symbiodinium natans, 3000 nucleotides. The record is from the annotation of a GenBank genome assembly. NCBI's taxonomy places the organism in Eukaryota, Dinophyceae, Suessiales, Symbiodiniaceae.